Alosa sapidissima (American shad) is the source of this 1286-nucleotide messenger RNA. RefSeq names its product DBF4 zinc finger B (gene dbf4b). Bases 270 to 1286 code for a protein of 338 amino acids. The record is from RefSeq and is a predicted model, not a curated record. Gene Ontology annotation, molecular function: nucleic acid binding; zinc ion binding; protein serine/threonine kinase activator activity. The transcript has 12 exons. Gene Ontology annotation, cellular component: nucleus; Dbf4-dependent protein kinase complex. Gene Ontology annotation, biological process: regulation of cell cycle phase transition; positive regulation of nuclear cell cycle DNA replication. Lineage: Eukaryota; Metazoa; Chordata; Actinopteri; Clupeiformes; Clupeidae.
CUCGCCGUAGUUUGUGCAGUGUCCCGGAUGUGGAGUGGAGGGUAGUUUGAAAGAAGAAAGAAGCUGAAAGUUUUGCGGGAAUUUGCGGCAACAUUGGAGUUAGACUUCUACAGCUAUGUAACUUACGAACGUUCUGCUUAUUAUUCUCCGUGCUGGUAAGAAGGUUGUUUGAAAGCUGACGCCACAUUCGCAGGGUGAUUGACCUGGAGAUUUCACGUUAACUUACAAGCGGAACUGAUGGAGUAGAACACUGGGGAUCGAGCCCAAGGAUGAAGCGUUCUGCACGUGUGCAGGAGCUGCUGGGCAGCCUACGUCCAGGCCAGCGCCCCCUGGAGGGGAAGUCCGUCUACAUGCACACAGUGAAGAGCCGCCAUGCCAGCAUCCUGACGGAUGUGAUCACACGCCUUGGAGGGACUGUUGAGGCGUUCUUGAACAAAGAUGUGAGUUUUGUGGUGACUGGGCAGAAGACUCUGCCUCCUGUGACAUCAAAGACUCCGCCUCCUGUGACAUCAAAAACCCCGCCUCCUGUGACAUCAAAAACCCCGCCUCCUGUGACAUCGAUGGGUGGAACAAAACCAACAACCAAGGAGGAUAGAAGCAGACAUCCUGCCAGCCCAGUGGCGCUGUUGUGUGGAAGCAGAGGAAGAGCCCUACUGGAGAAAGCCAUGCACAGCAAUGAGCGUUCCCGCAACAGUGACGUCCUGUCCAGCGCUCGUUCCUGGGGAGUGAAGAUCCUCCUCGUCGAUGAUUUCAUGUGGUGUCUGGACUUGCUGACUGAGCGAAACAAACAGAAAAAACUACCUCAGACCAAAGCAUCUGAUGUGCCUGCCAGACGUGUGGUCAAAUCUGGAGCGUUGAAGACUCCGUUCAUCAAAGUGGAGGACCGCAGCAGGAGGUACAGGCCUCUGUAUGGCCAGUCUCUGAGUUUGCCAGAGCUGAACUACAGGAGUCGCUUCAGCCCCUUUGAACUGCCUACUGGCCCCUCCCACAAACCCAAACGCACCAAUCAGCAAGGGCCACCAGAAAACGGCAGUGCAGAGCAUGCCGCCACUCCAUGCCUGAAGCCCCGUAGAAAGAAUCCUGGAUACUGUGAGUGCUGCCAGCAGGCCUUCACCGACCAGGAGCAGCAUGUGACGUGUGAGCAGCAUCUGCGUCAUGUGACGUGUGAGCAGCAUCUGCGAUUUGCUGCGGACUCUGCUAACUACGUUGUUCUGGACAAGCUGAUUGGCUCCCUGGAGUGUCCGUUCUUCCUUAGCCCCGCCCUCUCCCAGGACCCCCAGCCGUAA